Chrysoperla carnea is the source of this 2782-nucleotide messenger RNA. Its product is annotated as stAR-related lipid transfer protein 7, mitochondrial-like. The transcript is spliced from 2 exons. The record is from RefSeq and is a predicted model, not a curated record. Gene Ontology annotation, molecular function: lipid binding. Lineage: Eukaryota; Metazoa; Arthropoda; Insecta; Neuroptera; Chrysopidae. The coding region runs from base 1 to 1497 and encodes 498 amino acids.
AUGUUUGUUAGCAAAAUGUCACGGAUAAUUUCAUUAAAACAUAACCUCUACUCGACAAAAAAACAAUAUUCAUUUCAUAAAUUUAUCAAUAUUCAUUUAACAAAUAUUCGAGAACGUAUCAAAUUAUUAUAUCGAAAAAGUUAUCAAAAAUCAACAACGCGUAAAAAUUGUUGUUUACUUACAUUAUGGACCCGUCAAUGUGAAUUUGUUUUGGCACAACGUAUUCGUCGUGGUCAGCAAAUGUUUACGCUAUAUUCGAAAUUAUGGGAAGAACAUGCUUUUAAAGAGCUUUUAAAACGUAUGCGUCAACAAGUUUUCCGACGUGGACGUAAUUUAGUAUUCAGUGCAGCUGGAAUAACGACCGCGUACUCAUGGAACGAUAAUAUUAUUAAAGAUUCGGAAAUUUUCGAUCAUAUCGAUGAGAUUUGUGUUGUGAAACAGAUGCGUGAUACACAAUUAGUUUGUACAACGUGUAACAAUCGUUUAGUUAUCGAUAAACCAGCACCGAAAGUACAAUAUUGUCAGUGUCCGAAUCAACCGCAUACCGUUAAACAGAAGUAUCAAAAUAAUCCAAUACCAAAAGGACAAUGGGAACCGUUUAUCGAACGUAAAAAUAUUAUAAUAUGGCGUAAAGAAAUUUAUCCGGGGAAAUUUGCUUAUAAAAUGUUGGGAAUGUAUAAGAAUAUUUGUGCAAAUGAUUAUUUACAAGUGCAAAUUAAUUUACCGUAUCGAAAAAAAUGGGAUGAAUCUGCGGUGGAGCUGCGGGUCGUUGAUAAACAUAAUAAAAGUCAUAGCGAUAUUGUUUACUGGGAAAUGAAAUGGCCUAGAUUUUUUUCAAACCGUGAUUACGUAUUCAAUCGUCGUUAUUACAUCGACGAAGAAAAUAAAAUUAUUGUGUUAGUGUGUAAAAGUACCGAACAUCCAAUGUGUCCAAUAAAACGUUCCACCAUUCGUGUCACCGAAUAUUGGUCCAUUUUAGUUGUACGACCAUUAUAUUCAGAUUUAAAUCAACCAGGCUGUGAAUUUUGUUUAACAUAUUUCGAUGAUCCUGGCAUGGCAUUACCAGAAGCAAUGACCACAUGGAUAGCGGUCUCUGGAAUGCCAGAUUUUAUGCAAAAAAUGCAUAAGGCGGCAAAAGCAUAUCGAAAACAUUUAGGUAGUAAAGAUAUCGAUGUACAAGAAUUGGAAUGUUUUAAAACGUCUGAAUCCGAUAAAGAAAAUGUCACGUCUUCGGUUGACGUUGACUUAGAAUUGGAAUCAACUACAAAAUCAGAAACAUCAACGGAAGAAAGUACUCCCACAACGACACCAACGACUGAUACAUUGGAAAAACAAAAAGAACCAUUUAGUGAACCAAUUAAAACUGUGUCAAACGUAGAUGAUGAUUACGAACAAAUUGAUCCGUUAGAACCACAAAAAGACUACGCAAAUAAUGUUGAUAGUACGGUCGAUGAUAGUUUUUGGAGGUAUUUACGACCAUUAUACUUUUUUAAUUAAAAUAUCACCAAUUUUAAGAACAUAUCGAAACAAAACCUUGCCGUAUAGUUUUGUAAACGUCUUAAAUACCAUUCAAUUCGAUGCUCACCUCGAGGAAAAUUUAUGUUUGAUGGAGCCACCAUUUGUUCGUGGCGUCAUAUUUUCAGGGAAUUAGUAUAAUCCAAAUAAUAAGUUAGGAUUAGCUUGAUAAGCUCUUUCGUUCGAAUAAUAUUAGUCACUUAUUUAAAAUAUUCACACAAGAUUUGUUCAAAUUAGCAAUUUUGGAAUCAUAUUCGUAAAAAUAGAAACCAAAUUCGAAUGCUCGAAACAGUUUUGUAAUUGUCUGGAUGAAAUUUGGUUUGCUUGUCGCCAUAUUGAGUUAUCCGUGCUAUCAAAUUGAAAAUAACCUACACAUUUGUCAAGUUAUUUUGAAAAGCUCUUUCUUGUGAUACCAAUUCGAAUAAAGUUGAUUUUUGUGAGCACAAAGGGCUCGUUAAAAUUAUCAAUUUUGUUAUUCGCUAGAUAGAAUAUGGCUCCUUAAAAUUAGCUAGAAAAGGUCUUUAAUUGAAUGCAUUAAGUUUGAUAGUAAUAAUAAUAUUAAAACAGAAAGGGGCAUCGCAAAUGGGUCCAUAGUGUCUACAUUAAGGGGUCCUCCGUACCCUACUUGAGAACAACCAGUUACCCGAAGACGAGACGUCCCCGGGUAACAUAUUAAUUUAGGCAGGUGAAGCUAUUCUGCCUCAGCUUCUCCGCCGGGAUUUCUACCAUGAUCGAUGGAUCUAAUGUUUCGGAUCCAAACAUUCUAAAUCUGACGCCCUGCAGGUGCAAAUAACAUGUAUGGAGAUUUUAUAUCCCUCCAUACGGGCCGUAAAAGUGGAACUAUCAGUGAUCUCUGUAUUAUGAGGGUUAUAGUUUAAUCGAUUAAGUUUUAUUGAUUAUUUCAAUCUUCUACGGACCCCAUUAAAUUUUCCCCUUAUAUUUCUCUUCUUGUUUGGAAGUGUCCCCAUAUUUAGGAUUAUUCACAUAAGUCUCGUUAAAAUAGGUUGAACAAAACCUUAUUUUUAUUGUUCGUCAUAUUAAAAGAUGCCGUAAAAAGUAUAAAAUUCAGACAAAUUUACUGGAAAACCUUAUUUCGAGUUACGUGAGACAUCACGUUUUUACAUGGGAGUUUGCGUAAACCACGUGGCUCGGUCAGGAAGGGGAGAGAUAAAUUGGAUACUUUUAUAUUAUGAACGCCUUAUUGUUACAAUGUCGUAAUGCCAGUAUUUCAGAAAAUAAAUAAUGUCUUCUUGACUUGAUAAUAAAA